GUGCCAGUACGUAAUGCGAGUGCUCCGAAACAUGUCGCAUGUCGCGUUGUCGCGUCACGAAACAAACAUAAACGUGUGCAGUUUAUCAUUCUCGCGAGUGACAUUCGGUUUCCUCGAGAGUACGAACGUAGUCGAUCGUUGCUCGCAUCCCGCGACAGCCCGUACCGGCGGUUUCAACGUCGUGCUCGGAAAAUAUCGAAAACCCGUGAACGCCAGGUGACAAGCUGCGGAGAGUUCUCCCGUCUUCUCUACUCGUUGGUGUUUGGCGGAACUCUGUUGGCAGCACUGUUCGACGGCGGGCGGACUAUAAGCGAGAAGGCAGAGGCAGAGGCAGAGUGAUUUCAAGAAAGAGUAACAGAGAUGAUGAACGGGAAAGCGGGAGCGAGGAGAACGGCGAUGGAUAAAGCGAGAAGAUAGUACACGCGGCACGAGGAAGGAACGAGAGGGAAAUAGUUUCGUUGAGUAAGCGGGCGACGUACGGCGCAUGACGCACGGUUCGGUUGGCGGGAGGAAGACAGCGUACGGGAGAACGGAGAAGGACGCGCAAUAGCGUGAGAGAGGGAAGGAGAGGCGACGAGUUUGUUUAUCGCGUUGGCGAACGGCGGCCGAGAGCACAGCGAGAGCCGAGGGCAGUCGGUGCAGUGCGGUGCUACGUUUCGCCUCUACAAGACGAUCGGGUAAGUCGUUCGUUCCUUUCGCGAUACGCCGCCGCGUCCUUACGUAUACAUUUCUGUACGUGCAUGCAUUUACUUGUUCCGAAGAGUGCGCGGGUGUCCUUCCAUCUGUCGCGCACAUGUCAUCGACGUUCAUCACUAAACAUCCUCGUACAGAGAUCUCGUGCCAAAAGAACAUGCCGCGAACCGCGUACGAAAUCGCCGCGUACAUAUUCGUUUCCUCUCGUGUAGUAUAAUUAAGUAUAUGUACGUAUAACGAAUACAUCGAGUGCCCGAAUCGGUGACAUUUACAAGAGUACAGUUGCAAGAUCGCUGGAAUUUCAUCGUGACGAGGACAACGACGACGACGACCGGGAAGUUGCAACACCGCGCGUGAUACCUUAACAGGGGCAAUCAUCGCCGACCGACGAGGAGUCUGUUCGGGCAGUUUCGUGUGACGCGUUGGACCGAUCGCAAGUUUCGGGCGUAAGCAUCUCGCGUCGUAAUUUGUAUCAAAUUGUUCGAACUUGCUGCGUCGUUCGAAUGAAUCGGAACGUUCGCGACCGUGACAAUGCUGCGGGAAAAUUAACGAAGAUACACUCGCGUUUCGUUCGUUGUUAACCUCUAGUCGUAACGUGAUCUCGAUAUUCAAAGUCCGACUACUUGAAAAGUAAUCGGAACGAUCGUCGCGUGCCAGGUAGGAAGAGGUUGAUACUCGCGCGUGGAGGUCCCCGGUCGCGUUGUUGAUUCGAAGAUACGAAGGUAGCGAUAUUCGAAACGGGUCAAAAUGAUCGCGCGGACGGAUUUAUUGUACGCGUUACUCGCGGCGUCGAUCGGUGUGUUCACUGUGAAGUCGGAGCCAGGACCACGACCGAGACCAACGCCGAUUUUCACCAACCAAUUUGCUGUCCACGUACCCGACGGAUCGGACGCUGCUGCCGAGAUCGCCACCAAAUAUGGGUUCGACAACUACGGACAGAUUGGGUCCCUGAAGGAAUACUACCUGUUCGCUGACAAACGACUCCACAAGAGGUCCUUGUCAAGCAGCGAGUCACAUCAUAAGACGCUGAGGGAUGAACCGAGGGUACAAUGGUUCCAACAGCAGCACGAGAAGAAACGUAAGAAGAGGGACUUCGUGCCCGCGUCGUCGUUCUCUUUCAGCGAUUAUCCAGCGUUUUUCGAUGAGUUCGGUCCGCGUCCGAGGCAGGCCACGUUCCAUCGGCAAAGGAACAGAGGCGUGCCUCUUCAGAAUCUGUUCACGGAUCCCCUCUUUAAGGAACAGUGGUAUCUGAACGGCGGAGCCAAGGACGGAUACGACAUGAACCUCGGCCCAGCGUGGCAAAAGGGUUACACCGGAAAAGGAGUCGUGGUGUCGAUCCUCGACGACGGUAUACAGACGAAUCAUCCGGACCUGGCUCUGAACUACGAUCACCAGGCCAGCACGGACAUAAACGACAACGACAACGAUCCGAUGCCGAGGGACAACGGCGACAACAAGCACGGAACCCGAUGCGCCGGUGAGGUGGCCGCGGUCGCCUUCAACCAAUAUUGCGGCGUCGGCGUUGCGUACAACGCCAGCAUCGGAGGCGUGCGAAUGCUCGAUGGCCCGGUAAACGAUGCCGUCGAAGCCAGAGCGUUGGGAUUGAAUCCUGAUCACAUCGAUAUAUACAGCGCGUCCUGGGGUCCGGAGGACGACGGGAAAACCGUCGACGGACCCGGCCCUCUCGCUAGGAGGGCUUUCAUCUAUGGCGUAACCAGCGGCCGCAAGGGAAAAGGCUCGAUCUUCGUGUGGGCGUCCGGGAACGGGGGCCGUCAUACAGAUUCCUGCAACUGCGACGGUUACACGAACAGCAUCUUUACCCUGUCGAUAUCGAGCGCGACUCAGGGCGGAUACAAACCCUGGUACCUAGAGGAAUGCAGCUCGACGUUGGCAUCAACUUACUCGUCGGGUACUCCGGGGAACGACAAGAGCGUGGCGACCGUGGACAUGGACGCGAAACUGAGACCGGAUCAUAUUUGCACCGUCGAGCACACGGGAACUUCGGCCUCGGCACCUCUGGCGGCCGGGAUAGCGGCUCUGGCGCUCGAAGCGAACCCGAGCCUCACCUGGAGGGACAUGCAGUACCUGGUGGUACUCACCUCGAGGUCGGGUCCCCUCGAGAAGGAGCCGGGUUGGAUUCUGAACGGAGUGAAGAGGAAGGUCUCGCACAAAUUCGGUUACGGGCUUAUGGACGCCGGUGCCAUGGUGAACCUGGCCGAGCAAUGGACCAACGUGCCGCCUCAACAUAUCUGCAAGUCCGAUGAGAUCAACGAGGAGAGGCGUAUCGAUCCGACCUACGGCUACACGCUCAGCGUGUACAUGGACGUCACCGGUUGCUCCGGAUCUUUGAACGAGGUCCGCUUCCUCGAGCACGUGCAGUGCAAGGUGUCCUUGAGGUUCUUCCCGCGUGGAAAUUUACGAUUGCUCCUGACGUCACCGAUGGGCACUACGUCGACGUUGCUGUUCGAGAGGCCGCGGGACGUUCUCAGUUCCAGCUUCGACGACUGGCCUUUCCUGAGCGUGCACUUCUGGGGCGAGAAAGCGGACGGUAGAUGGACGCUGCAAAUCAUUAACGCGGGAAAUCGACACGUGAACAAUCCAGGUAUCUUGAAGAAAUGGCAGCUGAUCUUCUACGGGACGGCGACGAACCCCAUCAGGAUCCGGCCGCAACAAUUUUCCCCGGUACAAGCGCAUUCUUCGUACGCCUCCGUCCAUUAUCCGUUGCCCGUAGAUGAUGAUACGCUUCGAGCGUUGGGCUAUCGCGGCGAAGCCGACUUCUUUGCUUCUCCCUUUCAGAGCUACCAGGGUCCGUACGUCGGCGCCGCGUCCAACGUUCAGGCGUCCGUGGCGACGUUGGACGGAUCCUCCGCUCCGAUCCUGACGAAUCGGCUGCCGGGGGACGCAUCCUCGUCCUCCUUCGAUUCGCCCUCGUCCUCGUCCCGAGUCGGUGACGACUCGCUCGAUACGACUAGAAAGAUUCUUCACGACUGCGACCCGCAAUGCGAUUCCCAAGGCUGCUACGGCAAAGGUCCCACCCAAUGCAUCGCUUGCAAGAGCUAUCGACUCGACAACACCUGCGUGAGUCGAUGUCCACCGAGGAGCUUUCCGAAUCAAGGUGGCGUUUGUUGGCCUUGCCACGAAUCCUGCGAAAUCUGUGCGGGAGCCGGCCAGGAUUCUUGCCUGUCCUGCGCACCUGCUCACCUCCGAGUCACCGAUUUAGCGGUGUGUCUGCAGCAAUGUCCGGAGGGAUAUUACGAAAACACGGAAAACAGCACUUGCGUGCCGUGCGAGGCGAACUGCGCUAGCUGCCAGGACAGGCCGGACAAAUGCACGAGCUGCGAGCACCACUUGGUCAUGUACGAGAACAAGUGUUAUGCCGCGUGUCCCCUGUACACCUACGAGACCCAAGAUUACAACUGCGCGUCAUGUCACUCGACCUGCGAGACCUGCAACGGCACUGCCGAGGACCAAUGCAUCUCCUGUCGGCCCGGAUUGUUUUCUCUGAACGGAUCUUGUCGAGCGUCUUGCCCGGUGGGAUAUAGCGCGGAUAAGAAGCGAAAGGAGUGCGUGCCCUGUCCACCCGGAUGUGCCACUUGCACCAUGUCGACUUGCAUGAGUUGCGACGAGGGUUGGAGUCUGACCGAGGAGGGGUUGUGCGCCCCUGAGCACCGCGAUCGCUGCCAUACGUCCGAAUACUUCGAGGACGAUCACUGCAAACCGUGUCACGCUUCCUGCAAGACGUGCGCCGGCCCCGAAGACGACCAUUGCAUCUCCUGCAGAACCUCAUUGCUCCUUCAAGGGAAACGAUGUGUCUACCAGUGCGACGAUGGUUAUUACUCUAUGGCGCAGCCCUCCUCCAGACCCGUCUGCGUCCCUUGUUUGCAUACUUGCAAGACGUGCGUGUCCCGGCUGAAUUGCACCGCGUGUCAAGACGGAUUGCAACUGCAAAGCGGCGAGUGUAGGUCCUCUUGCGCGCAGGGAUAUUACAGCGAUCGAGGGCAGUGCGCGAAAUGCUACUUGUCGUGUAAGACGUGUUCCGGCCCGAGGCGGGAUCAAUGCGUAACUUGUCCUCGUGGUUGGCAACUGGCAGCGGGAGAGUGUCACCCGGAGUGCCCCGAAGGAUUCUUCAAAUCCAACUUCGGUUGCCAGAAGUGUCACCACUACUGUCGCACGUGCAAAGGAGAGGGACCGAACGAGUGUACUUCUUGUCCGUCGCAUUCGAUGCUGGACGGUGGCCUGUGCAUGGAGUGCCUCGGAGCGCAGUAUUACGACCCUUUGACUCAACUUUGCAAGAAUUGCAAUUCGGAGUGCCGAAGGUGCACCGGCCCCGGCAAAUUCAGCUGCGCCGCCUGCUCGCCGCCAUUACACCUCGACAAAUUGAAUAAUCAGUGCGUACCCUGCUGCGCCGGAAACGAAAAAGGAUCGCAAACUGAUGAAUGUUGUCUCUGUGAUCCGGAAACCGGCGGAUGUAGAAACAGUUCUCCGGCUGGUAAAAGAAGAGUACCGGGAACGGAGUUCGUCUCGGCCGACACGGCCAUCUCCGAGGUAUAUGCGAACUACGAAGGGACGACCGAUAAGAGCGACACGGCUUCGCUGGCGAUAACAGCGACCACGACCAUCGCCGUUGCUAUUUGUCUAGUAUCGGUUGCCCUCUUCGCUACGAUAUUCAUCGCGCUUCAGGCAAUGUCGGGAAGAAGAGAAACGAACAAGGGUUACACACAACUCGCCGUCAGAGUGGAACCUUCGGAGGACAGUUACGCCGACGAUAACACGGAGCUGAUGACCUAAACCUUUCGCCGAAUCGAUCAGCUGCCAUCGGAGACCUGUCGUGCGAAGUGUCUUUCCGAUGAAGUUCCGGUUAAGUCCGGAGACCACGAAUAAAUCAAUCGCGUAUGUUCGCGUAGCGGUUGCCAGAGACGAUCGGGAUUAAGAGAACAGUACCGCUUCUAGAUCGUCGAAAGUGGUCCGAGACGUAGAACAAAUCGAACAAAUAAACAAGGAACAAAAAGUAUUUAAAAAAAUGAGUAUAAUGAAGAAAAUAACAUAAUGGAAUACGCGCAUUGAGCGACGAAUGAGCAGACGAGCAAGACUCGAUAAAAGAAGGGUGAAGAGAAACGAAGAACAGCCGAAGAGCGAACUCGUUCGGAACAAACGUGAUAGCAAGAGACACGCAGUUUCUUGUUUUUUUAGCACGCUAUACGAAAGUAAAGAGCGUGAUUCGUUGUUCACUAUAAAAUUGAUAGUGCGAUUAACGUCGUGUGAAUGUCGGUGAACGAGGUGUCUAGGUGUAUCAUUUUUUAAACGGUUAGGCGCGUCGCUGAUUCUGUCGAGUGCACAAGUACCAGUGUCCGAAAACGGGCGAUUAACUUUUUAAGACCACAGAUGUACCACAGUUCGCGGGCGAGCGACACGAGAAGUAUGUAUAUGACGCGGCGGACAUCGAGAAGAUGUUGGCAUCUGUCCUCUUUUUAUUGCCUUCUGUCUACGUUACACCCGGCGUGUCACGAUCUCUGGAUAGGCGGAAGCGCGGCGGCCGAGAGUGAACAAAUACCGUAUUUUAACUAUGUAUCUCGCUAGUUUAAUUGUCACAUUUUUUAUUUUCUGUUCGACGAUACCCUGACGAUUCGAAUGGUCCUCGCGUUCGACGGUCGCUCAGCGUUGGUUCCGAUUACACGGACCAGUCAAGUAACAGACCAAACGGAGGAGACGACGCGAGUCGAUGAGAAAAUCGGAGAAGGAAUGCAACGAGAAUGGACGAGUUGGUUUCUCUGAGAAAACUUUUCCACGUAACUUCGUUUUGGCUCGAUACUCGCAGCGUGCAAAUCGUUUCCGUCGAUAUCCUAGGCAACGGUCCGGCACGCGUGCAUCAGUCAUUCCGUCGAGAACGAAACAACCCGAUUGCGUUUUCUUUUUUAACUGUUGUUAUUGCUGCAUUGUCUAUGUAUUUUUUUGUUUAUAUGGUAUUCUGCUGUAUACUUUUUCCGCGUUGAAUCUCACUUUGUUCGUUUAGAGUCGUUAUCGCAGAAAAUAAAUAAAAACGGGAGAGAAUGCGAGGUAGGAAGAACGAUAAAAAAAAGAAGAGACCACUUGUUGACGUAUUACGCGAGAAGCUUUUUUUUGGAUUAAAACGAAAGAGAAAUACGAAAGAGUAAUGAUACGCGUGAGUGUGUCUGUGUGCGUGAGUGAGUGAGUGAGAGAGAAAAUGCAAUACGCGAAAGAUAGUCCUUGGUAAAAAUUGGUAAAAAAAACUUUAAAAGACACUUGCCGCGCCUACCGUGCGAAUAUUGAAUUUCUCCUCGUGAUUUGAUAUAAAGCUAUUAUUGUACUUUUAUGAUGAACGCGAUUAUAAAUAUAUACAUAUAUACAUAUACAUAUACAUAUAUCUAUAUCUAUAUAUAUAUACA
Molecule: messenger RNA, 7097 nt
Organism: Ceratina calcarata
Lineage: Eukaryota; Metazoa; Arthropoda; Insecta; Hymenoptera; Apidae
Gene: Fur2
Product: furin-like protease 2
Exons: 16
Coding region: 1441-5481 (1346 amino acids)
Biological process (GO): protein processing
Cellular component (GO): Golgi membrane; trans-Golgi network
Molecular function (GO): serine-type endopeptidase activity
Source: RefSeq, a predicted model, not a curated record